Molecule: messenger RNA, 2064 nt
Organism: Xyrauchen texanus (razorback sucker)
Lineage: Eukaryota; Metazoa; Chordata; Actinopteri; Cypriniformes; Catostomidae
Gene: kbtbd3
Product: kelch repeat and BTB (POZ) domain containing 3
Exons: 4
Coding region: 33-1871 (612 amino acids)
Molecular function (GO): protein binding
Source: RefSeq, a predicted model, not a curated record
CUGUCCGUGGUGCUGAAGCGCGUGGCGUGCUGAUGGAUGCUCCUCAUGAGAGCGCGUCCAGCAGGUCGCAGGGUAACGGCGCAUCAGAGCAGCGUUCCGUGUUCCUGCUGUCCGGCACACACGGUCAGCAGAUCAUCGCCGUUCUUCAGAGCUUCCGAGCGAGAGGAGCCAUGUUUGAUUUCAGCAUCCGCGUGCAGGAUGACACGCUGCCCUGUCAUCGAUGCGUUCUCGCCGCGUGCAGCGACUUCUUCAGGGCGAUGUUUGAGCUUGACAUGCGGGAACGUGAUGACGGUACCGUGACCCUCAGUAACCUCUCAGCUCCGGCCGUUCGUGCCUUCCUGGACUUUGCGUAUUCUGGAGAGAUUGAAAUCCGAGAGGACAACGUGGACAUGCUGUUUCAACUGGCCUCUUACCUGCAGGUCGGCUUCCUAUUGCGUUCCUGCAGUGACUUUCUGGUCCAAACCCUUGACCUCUCCAACUGCCUACACCUGUUAGCGGUUGCUGAGGGAUACGGCUCGCCACAUCUCCUGCGACGCUCCACAGAGUUUGUCACGCAGAACUUCCACGUGCUCGCCUCCAGACGGGAUUUCCUGGAGAUGCCAGCGCGGGUUUUGGAACGUUGUCUGGCCUCUGAUGCUCUCAGCGUUCCUGAUGAAGAAAGCGCGCUGCGCGCUCUCCUGCACUGGACACGUCACGACCUGCAGACGCGCAAGAGCCUGUUGCUGGAGCUCCUGUCACAUGUCCGCCUACAUCAGCUCCCUCUCGCUGUACUGGAGGAGGCGUGUCGCUCUGAGGCGCUGUUGUGUAGUGAUGGCGAGUGUUCUAGUACGCUUCAGGAGGCAUUGACGAGCGUUCGUGAGUUUGGCGGGUUCUUCCCGGACGCCAGGCCUUCUACGACAUGUGGCUACAUUUACGUACAUAAAACGGAGGAAAAUGGAGAGAUACGCCACGCUUUCUGCUAUGACAUCACUGCGGACCGCUGGACGGAACUGCCGCAUAGCGCCACACUGCUGUCGGACUUGCCCGGGUCGGCCCUCGCUAGUUUUGGAGAGAAGCUGUUUGUCAUCGGCGGUUGCCGUGGCAAUUGUUGUCGCACAGUUCGCCUCCACAUCGCGGAACCUCACCACGACGCAACGGACGAAGUCUGGUGCUACUGUCCAGUGGCGGGCACUUUCACGCCAGCCUCGCCCAUGCAGCACCCACGGACCAUGCACACAUCUGUGACCACCCUGAAUCGCAUCUACGUCAUCGGCGGAAAGCCCUGUGGCACCCGCGGCAUCCGUAGCCUGCUAGACGUCGAAUACUACGAUCCGCUGAGUCGCGUGUGGAAGUCCGUCAGUCCUCUGCCCAGAGGGAUUUACCUCCCUGAGGCGAGCGCUUGCAGAAACAUCAUUUACACACUCGGCUCUGAGGUUGAAAUUUCAGAAACCUUCAAUCCGUCGCUAGACUGCUUUUUCCGCUACGACGCCGUAGCGGAUCAUUGGUGCCAACUAGUGGCAGAGUUCGGCCAGUUCUUCCACGCCACCCUCGCCAAGGCCGUAUCCAUUAACGAGACUCUGUACCUGUGUGACCUGUCAACGUAUAAAGUCUACAGCUUCUGCCCGGAUACGUGCGUCUGGAAAGGGGAGGGCUCGUUCGAGUGCGCGGGAUUUAACGCAGGUGCCAUCGGCGUGCAGGAUAAGAUCUACAUCCUGGGCGGAGAUUACUCACCUGAUGAGGUCACAGAUGAGGUGCAGGUGUAUCACAGCGGACGCUCAGAAUGGCAGGAAGUGGCACCGAUGCCACGCGCGCUCACCGAGUUUCACUGUCAGGUGGUCAGCUUCAACCGAUACAGAGAUCCGUGGAAAACCGAUCCGCCGGAAACGCCUUGAACGACGCGCAUGCACAAACAUUCAGACCCGUCAGUUCUUGUGCGAUAUUAGUGAGCGUCUGUCAAAGCUAUAAUAAUCACAUUAAAUAAACACUCUUCUGCUUCAGCUCGUAGACUUUCACUGUCACAUCUAAUGCUGUUAAAGUUAUAUUACUAACAGUUUUUAGUUAAACUAUGUUUUGGCAUUUUGUCAG